Molecule: messenger RNA, 1500 nt
Organism: Serpula lacrymans var. lacrymans S7.9
Lineage: Eukaryota; Fungi; Basidiomycota; Agaricomycetes; Boletales; Serpulaceae
Exons: 3
Source: RefSeq, a predicted model, not a curated record
ACCAGGUUUGAUAGAUAGCAUUCCUCGUCGCAAAUUGUAUAGGACCGUCUUCCGGUUUGUCCUUGUUUACAAUAUGUCCUUUUUUCAUUUUUGUACCCUUCUCUUAUCACUAUCGAUAAUCGCUCUCCAAGUAGUCGACUACUACACUCCAUCUCACUAUCCUUCACCCAAUCGUUCAACGGUCGUGUCUUUCUAGGUCGUGAUCUGGUCGUGAUCUUUAUGAUUCACUCACUGGUGGUGUCUGAAACUGAAGGUGAUGUUGAGGGGGAAAUCACAAGUGCACGUCUCAACCAGUGGUUUGCGUUUUCUUGUGUGUUUGAUGGAGAGGAACUCCCUACACUAUCCCGCUAUCCCAUUGGACGUAUGCUGAUUGUACAGGUCCUUUCUCUGACUCACUAGACAAUUAUACUUAUCUGACUUGUUCACAAUUGCGAUCCAUUGCGGCAACCCAUAACAUCACUUCUAUUUGUCGUGCUACCAAAUCUGUGCUCCUCGCUUUACUACGUGAUCAUGCUUGUUCUCAGAUCUGUUCCCCAUGGCUCAUAUUUACCUUUCAAGUCAUGAUUCACCCUCGUACUCGUCUCCAAAACGCUCCGCCCGCCAUCUCAAUGCAUGAAGCCUUGCGAGAGCACCUUGGUGCGUUGGACAGAGAAUCGGAACUGCAAAGAUUAACAUAUAAACAUGACAUUAUUUGUGCGUGGCAAACUCAAUACGCUGUCGAUGCGCUUACGAGGAAGACUUGUGCCGUUUGUGCUCGCAGGUUUGCGCCCACUCAUAUUCAUGUUGUGCAUGGCUCUGACGUUGACCUUCCCUCUUGACAAACUUUUUCCUCCCCCGUCGUGUGUUACCUAAUAACUACGACUUUGCGUUAUACAACGAGGCAAUCUUACACGUCAAUGGGCUCCACACCCCUUGGUUACUUGGUGACAUCCACGUUUGUGGGAGUUGUCGGCACAGCCUGCUUCAUAACAAUAAGCAGCCAAAAGAUGCUUUUGCAAACUUUCAAUAUUAUGGCCAUCAAUGUAUACCUGUUACAGAACGUAAUGCAUUUUCUGCUGCCAGUAUGUUUGACAAAACCUUUCAUGGCGAUCCUACCGCAUCCCAACAUUACGUCCGAGGCAAUGUUGCUAUCAUCCCUCAAGACUCUGUUCACUUACGACAGGUCUUGCCCCCUUCCUCCGAAGACAUUGUGAAAGCUGUUUGUACUGUUUUUGUAGGAAAGGAUUCCGUUGUCAGUAGAGCAAAUGUUGCCAAGAUUAGCCCCAUAUUAUGCAGUAAACAUAAUGUUCAAAUUAUGAUUCAAUUUUUGGUCGCAAAUAACCCGUGGUACAGAGUGGGUUUCAGUCAAGAAAAUUUAGACGCGUUAUAUGACGGACCUUCAUCUCACGGUGUUCCCGCUGCCAUCCAACUUAAUUUCCUUCCAAGUGAAAGGGUUGGUGAGACCGCUUCAUGUUGCGCUGACCAUACUGAUCGUGAGGAGAACCUCGUUGAACAUAACAC